AGUCUGUCGGAGCUCUGGCUGGAAACAACAUCUUCUCGAGAAACUGGUGGAAUGAUUGGCUCCAUUCAUUCCUCUCCUGGUUUCCUGGUAAAAAAAAAUGCAGUGAAAGGCGCUUCUGUUCAUUUCAACAUUUAGACGAGAGAUUCUAAGAUGUGACCACACUCUGUCCAAGAGCUCACCACUCCACUGCAGGUAAGUCUCACUAUUCUUGUAGUCUGCAUCUGUAUGACUUAUUAAAUAAACUGAGAUUAAUAUCAGGAAGCAGUUGCAAUCUUUUGAUUUAAUUUUACCUUGUCAUAUUUUGUUGAUGUGUCUUACUCCUCUUCUUAUCAGAGCUCCAAGCUAACUGUAAUUCUUUAACUUUUUACAGACAUGCAGUUUCUGCUCCUGUUUGCUCUUUUGAGUGGUAAGACCAUGAACCAUUACCAGCUUUGAACUUUGAUUUAUUUGAAUUUAGUGGCCACAGAUAUCCUAUUGAUUUAAAUACUCAGAGUAAAUCAGUGUGGUCACUGAAAACAAAUACGGUGUUGCCAUGAAUUUGCACUCCUUCAAAACAUUUUAAAUUUUACAUGCUGAACAUGAUUUUUUUCCCAUAUGUGCUGAUGAAAUAGAACAAUGGUGUCUCUUUUCUUUGCAGGGGUUUUUGCUGCUCCAUUUGUAAAGGAGGAGGAGGCGAAAAGAUUCAUCAGGCUGAAGAGGCAGUCAGGGUACUGGGAUCCGCACAAUUCUCAGAACAUGUGGGGCUACACCAUCCAGGAGCAGGUAAAAUACUGGCCUGUGCAAUGUGCAUACAGAUGAUGAUUCAGUAUGAAUGCUAUCUAUAGGCAGUGGUUGAAAACACUGAAAUGAGCCUUGUUUUUUCUUCAUUAGGCUAAUGAGUACUGGACAGCCAUUCGGACAGAUGCUCAGUACUACAUGGACAUGAGUCACCUGAUGUUUGACCGCUCUGUGGCUCUGUAAGUGAGACGAUUAAAGAAGCAUGUAUGACAUGUGUGAACACAUCUUACAGUGCCAUCACUGUCCUGUGUGCCAAGGUAGUUCCUAUGUGCAUUUUUCUUUCCACUUUACCAUUUUGUCCCCCGCACAUCAAUAAAAUUCAAAGUGUAUUAAUUUCCUGUUGAUUUUUAAAUUGAAAUGAAAGGAUUUGUAAAGUGGAUUACAUUUCUUUACUGCUGUAUUGAUGUUGACCUGAUUUUCUCUCUCUCUUUAUGUGUUUAAGGGAAAACAACAGGCUGUAUAUGGAGAUGCUGCGUAAUGCACGAGCACAUCUGGACAGCCAGACUGGUCGACAAAGAUAAAAACAUAAAAGGGGACACUCAGAGGAAGAGAGAUCACAUACUGUUCAAGCUCAGUGAAUCCAAAUUUACCAGGAAUAUAAACACAUUACAGCAACAACAACAACAAUUAGCUACUUUUGAGGAAAGACUAUACUUAUACGUUUUUAUGACUUAAACUGUAGUUAGCAAAUACUUAUCCCUGAAAUAACUACUAUCAAAACUGUUCAUAACAUAAUUAGUUUACCUUUCAGGGUUUUUAUAAAAUGCAACAAUCCACUAAUUUGGACAUUUUUGUCAGUUCAAAAAGUAAAACAUCCAAAGUAACAACCUCUAUAUCUAUGAUAAACAUUUGAGUAUAUGAAUAAUUUGAGAAUAAUCUAUGUACUAUAAGAAUCUUUCAAUAAAGAUUUUACACAAAGA
This is a messenger RNA of Xyrichtys novacula (pearly razorfish), 1697 nucleotides long. Lineage: Eukaryota; Metazoa; Chordata; Actinopteri; Labriformes; Labridae. The record is from the annotation of a GenBank genome assembly.